Molecule: messenger RNA, 729 nt
Organism: Echinostoma caproni
Lineage: Eukaryota; Metazoa; Platyhelminthes; Trematoda; Plagiorchiida; Echinostomatidae
Source: the annotation of a GenBank genome assembly
AUGAAUUCUGAAGACUGCGAUCCCUAUGUGAUGGAUUCCUCUGGUUUACUGCGUUUCAGCAAAGCAGCUAAAGGAUCGCGAAAGGUUUUCAUUGAUUCGUCACUGCAAGUUUUUGAACCGAUUUUCAAUUACUGUUAUUCUGGUCGGCUUUCCGUUCCAUUGGAUCUUGUGCCAUCAGUGUAUCUCCUUGCAAAACGUCUUGAAAUAUGUGUUCUACAAGUGGCGCUUGCAAAUCACCUGUCUCAAAAUGUGACGGUCGGUACAAUAGGGGAAUUAUGCCGAAUGACUCCUCUGUCUCAACUUAUCGACUCUGGUUGUUUGGAGACAACCGAAAAUAAAGACGUAAUUCAGGCCGAGCGGACUCUCGCGCUAUCCAUUUGCCAGUUUUUGGUGAAUAAAGCGGAUUCCGUCGCCUGUUCUCUCACUGGCCAGCUCAGUGCGCGAUUAAUCGUCAAUUUAACCACAGACUUCUUAAAUGGUUCGGCAACAUCAGAGCGAAAUCGGGAUCUAAAUAUGCUGUCACCACAGAGCGACUUAAUUGCUUUUGCUGUACUCAAAUGGGCACACCGGCGUCUUCUUGCCGGUGAACGUUUAGCUCGCCUACUUUCUUCCGACGAGGAGGAUGAGGUUCAGAUGGAUUCCGAUUCACGCGAUUCCCCGCUUCACAUACCCACCCAAGAUGUCCGCGUGAGUGAUUUCCUUUAUUUCAUUGACCCAGACUACUACUGA